AUGGUAUAUUAGUUCAGUGAAUUAUUUAUUAAAGAUAAUAAAUGGUUGGUUGUUUUUAUUUAUGUGAAACUUAUCCACUUAUAUCGGGAUGACAACUAUAGUUGUAAACCGAGUUUUAUUCACUCAUUUGUAUACAUCUUGUUAGGUUACCUUGAAAUAUAUUUAUAUAUAUAUAAAGGCAAAAUUAUAUGAAAUGUUAGUUAUCAGAUAAUACAUUGUCAAAUCUAUUUAUAGUCAGAAUAAAAUUCAAAAAUAGAUUGAAUUUAAAACCAAAACAAAGACAUCAACAACUGACAUAAAAGAUUCCCCAAAAAAGUCAAUAUACAUUUGGAAAAAAAUUGACAAAGGAAGUAAAAUAAAUUCAAGAUUAUACGAAAUAUCAUGUUCGUCAUAUGUAUUAGAUUAUUACUUCAGAUUUAUGUGAUAAUUGGAGUUCUAAUCAGUAUGAAUAUGUAUCAGUUAGUACAAACAACUGGCUAUUUUCUGUGUGUUGUUGAAACAGCUAAAAUAUGUCAUGGUCUCUGUCAACAACUUGGAUGUAAUGAUCGAUAUUUUAUGGGUGUUAUUCCAUCAAAAAGUGAUAAAAUCAAACGGAAUUAUCGUUGUCGUUGUUUUCCAGAAUAUCAUGUUUGCUUUUAUAAUCCAUUACCAAAAAAAAUUUAUGAUAUUGAUUAAUGCUAAUAAUAAUAAUAAUAAUGAUAAUGUUUGUCAUGAUAUAUAUUUCAUUAAAAGAAUUAGCAAAAUGAAAAUUUGUACAUAGUUCAAAUACACAUGUGUGUGUUUUUGUGCGAGUGUUUAAAGAAACAGUGCCAGGUAACAUUUGUAAUUUUGUGCAAAUAUUGUCUGUCUCAUGGGAAUGAAAUGUUUAAUUUAUGUGUAUCACAAAUAGUUCGUUAAAGCUACAAUACACCUGUCCUGCUCCAAUUACCAUAUGCAUUUCCGCUUUACUAUAAUCAAACAGAAUCGAAAUCAGCCUCAAAAUAUCCUGCUUGCUAUAAGUCCGGACAAGGAGAUGCAUCUCAUAUUUAUUCAAUUCAUUCCGUUAUUGUAUAGACAUCGAUGUGGUACAACGUACAAGUUAAGAUGCAUGUUUCAGUAUUGCCUAUAUAUAUAUAUUACUCUGGGAUUGAAUACUUUUCAAUAUGUGAUAAAUUGAAAUAUGGUUCCAUAUAUUCAUAUAUACAGAAAGUUCAUAGGAUA
This is a messenger RNA of Trichobilharzia szidati, 1200 nucleotides long. Lineage: Eukaryota; Metazoa; Platyhelminthes; Trematoda; Strigeidida; Schistosomatidae. The record is from the annotation of a GenBank genome assembly.